AUGAAUGCCCGCUAUACAACAGCCCAAAACCGGGCAGCUCUAGAAGAGUUUGUCCGCCAACCAGUGAGGAAUUAUAUGAUCCAACAUCUGGCCAAGCAAGCAUCACUGGUCAUUCGAUGUGACCAAGAGUCCAACUCAGCAGCAGAGAGCUUGCCUACUCCCCCUUCGACCCCUCCGCAACAUGCUUUGGAGACACCUCAACCGCCCCUACCCUCCCUGGAGCAAUUCAUCACUUCCCUCGUCAACAGAUCCUCCGUCCAAGUCCCUACCCUCAUGACCUCUCUAGUCUACCUUGCACGACUAAGGUCGAGGCUACCUCCUGUGGCCAAGGGCAUGCGAUGCACCGUUCACCGGAUCUUCCUCGCCGCUUUGAUUCUCGCCGCCAAGAACCUGAAUGAUUCCAGCCCCAAGAACAAGCACUGGGCCAGAUAUACUACCGUCAAGGGUUUCGAGGGUUUCGGAUUUGGCUUGGCUGAGGUGAACCUGAUGGAGAGACAACUGCUGUAUCUGCUUGAGUUUGAAACCCGAGUGUCCGAGCAGGAUCUCUUUGAGCAUUUCGAGCCCUUCCUCGCUCCAAUCCGCUUCCAAAUCGAACUACAGCACGAGGAAGCAGAGCUCAUCAGCAGCCACCGACACUGGCAUUCCCAUCAGACGUCAUAUGACUCCGCGGUUGGCCUUCCACUACCUCCAUCUCGCCAAGUCAGGGACAAUGAGCUACCAGUCCUGGCCACUCCACCUCCAAGAGCAGCGGGCGUUUAUGAUUCCCCCAGCGCUUACGUUGAUGAAGAGCUCGCUGGAGGACGGUAUCCGCGCCACCGAUCCAACAACAGUUCACUCUCACUUCCAGCUCCCAGCCACAAGCGAUUCCCAUCACCUUUCCGCCACCACAUCAGCAACCGAUCAAUGUCACCACCUUCCCUUCGCGAUCUUCCUCCUCUAGUUUCCAGCAGGCCUGGUACCAUGCACAGCCAUUCUAGUUCACGGUCUUCAUCAAUGGCACCUUCGUUAAGAUCUAGGUCUUCCUCACUGGCUCCCACAUCCCGCGGCACCCCCUACACUGCUUCAUCAAAUAUCGAUGACAGUAUCGUGGUGGUUGACUUGACGCAGAGUCCCGAUGCUUCUUACCACAGCGCUUAUGGCACAGCAAUCGGUGGCCGACCUAGUCUGAAAGGCCACCAGACCAGCUUCUCCGGCGAAAGCCAACAGCCUUCCAAGAAGGUCAAGUCAGAGACUGGAUUCGGUGGGGUGAUGAAUCGCAUCUUCAACUCUGCUGCAAGCAAUUAUCGGUUGGGUAGAACCCCUGUACAAGCUGCAUAG
Molecule: messenger RNA, 1317 nt
Organism: Exophiala aquamarina CBS 119918
Lineage: Eukaryota; Fungi; Ascomycota; Eurotiomycetes; Chaetothyriales; Herpotrichiellaceae
Exons: 1
Coding region: 1-1317 (438 amino acids)
Biological process (GO): regulation of cyclin-dependent protein serine/threonine kinase activity
Cellular component (GO): nucleus; cyclin-dependent protein kinase holoenzyme complex
Molecular function (GO): cyclin-dependent protein serine/threonine kinase regulator activity; protein kinase binding
Source: RefSeq, a predicted model, not a curated record